This is a messenger RNA of Salpingoeca rosetta, 871 nucleotides long. RefSeq lists its product as uncharacterized. Gene Ontology annotation, cellular component: mitochondrion. The coding region runs from base 27 to 740 and encodes 237 amino acids. The record is from RefSeq and is a predicted model, not a curated record. The transcript is spliced from 6 exons. Gene Ontology annotation, molecular function: oxidoreductase activity. Lineage: Eukaryota; Choanoflagellata; Craspedida; Salpingoecidae.
GAAUUUUCUUCCAAACACGGAACGUGAUGACCUCUCCCUCUGCUGUGCGCGCUGUUGUGCAGCGCAUCGUGCAGGCCACGCCGACCAUCAAGACCUUUGCCCUUGGUGUGGAGCGCCCAGUCGCCUUCAAAGCAGGCCAAUGGUUGGAUGUAUUUAUUCCUGGAACAGAUAUGGUUGGCGGAUACUCCAUCUACACUGCACCACCGCUGUUAUCCCACGGCGUGAAGCACUUGGACAUGGCUGUCAAAUAUGCACGUCACCCGCCAACAAAGUGGCUGCACGAACAGUGCCGUGAAGGGACAGAGUUACUGAUUGAUGUUGGCGGAGAUGUGGUGCUGGAGCCUGGAGAAGUCAAGAAGCCGAUUCUCUUUGUUGCUGGUGGCAUUGGUAUAAGUCCCCUGUUCAGCAUGGCACAGGCUAUGGCUGAGCACAGCGCUAUCCACUGUCACAUGCUGUAUUCUGUCGCAGCACGACCAGAGCUGAUAUUUGAGAAGGAGUUACAGUUCUUGACAGAGAUGAACCCGCAUUUCACCUGGGAGGCGUUUGUGACGCAAGAGCACGACAAGACGCGGAUUGACGAAGGCACGCUGGAUAUGGCGCUGUCCCGCUUGGUGCCGCGAACACAUGACAUUACAGACGUGACGGUGAUUGUGUGCGGGCCCCCACCCAUGGUGCACUUGGUGGAAGACACCAUGCAUGCGCGAGGCGUUACGGAUGUCGUUUACGAGAGGUGGUGGUGAUGUGAUGUGUCACACGUACACAUACACCGCAUUUCAAAGGCAAGCCAGCAAUCAUCACUCCGCGCUCGGUACAUGCGCACAUACGCACACGUGGCACACACACACACACACACACACAUACACACACACAC